ACGGUCGUCGUCAAGGUCGGCACGAGCAGCCUCCUCAGGGACGGCGUCCUGCACCUGUCGCAAAUAUGCGCGAUGUGCGAGACCGUGUCGAGGCUGCACAAGCGCGGUCUCAACGUCGUCAUCGUCUCCUCCGGCGCGGUCGGCGCUGGGAUGUUCAAGAUGGGGUUCGACGAGAAACCGAAAGAGGUGGCGAAGAAGCAGGCGCUCGCCGCCGUCGGUCAGGUCCACCUCAUGCGGCACUACGAGGACAUCUUCAGCACGAUCGGUUUGAAGUGCGCGCAGGUUCUGCUCACGCUGGGGAACUUAUCGGACCGGAAGCAAUACGUGCGCGCGAAGAACACGUUCGCGGCGUUGCUGGACAUGGGCGUCGUGCCCAUCGUGAACGAAAACGACACCGUCGCCGUGGAGGAGCUCCGUUUCGGAGAUAACGACACGUUAUCCGCGCAAGUCGCCGCGCUCGUGGAGGCGAAGUGGCUCUUCUUACUCACGGACGUGGAAGGGCUGUACACCGCGAACCCGGGGACGAACCCGGACGCGCGGCUCAUCGAGGUGGUCGACAACAUCAACGAUCUUAACGUCGACGUCGGCGGCGCCGGCACCUCCGUCGGCACCGGGGGGAUGGUCACGAAGCUCACCGCCGCGCGCAUCGCGUGCGCGGCGGGGUGUAAGACGAUCGUGUGUCUAUCCUCGCGCAUGGACGGCGUCGAGGCUGCGGUUUUAGAGGGUGUGGGCGUCGGCACCGCCUUCUUACCCGCGAAGAAGGCGGCCAAGGGUAAAAAGAAAUGGCUCCUCGCCGUGCCAGUCGCCGGGGAGGUCACGGUGUCGGAAAAAGGCGCGAAGCACGUCCUGCGCGGGAUGCCGAUUCUCAUGUCGCACGUCACCGGGUGCGUCGGGAACUUCAGCGUCCAGGCGUGCGUCACGAUCAAGGACGGGGACGACAACGAGCUCGCGAAGGGUUUGUGUAACUACGCCUCGGACGUCGUUCAGAGAGCGGUGGGC
Molecule: messenger RNA, 999 nt
Organism: Micromonas pusilla CCMP1545
Lineage: Eukaryota; Viridiplantae; Chlorophyta; Mamiellophyceae; Mamiellales; Mamiellaceae
Exons: 1
Cellular component (GO): cytoplasm; cytosol
Molecular function (GO): ATP binding; RNA binding; glutamate 5-kinase activity
Source: RefSeq, a predicted model, not a curated record